AUUAAUAUUAAUUCAUUUCCUCGGAUAAUAUUCGACGCAGGCAGGGAGUGGGGGGGUUUUGUGAUUUGAUUUGAAGGCCAAAUGAAUCGCGCUGCCGUGGUGGCUGCCUCUUCUUCCUCGCAUCAUCUUCCACAUAAUAUUCCUCUCCACUCCACUACACCCACCAGGAAUGCUGUAACGGGGAUUAAUUUUGCCAUCGAGUGUCAGAACCUGAGUUACUCAAUCACUACCAGGUCGGGCAAAUUUGUGCCAAUUCUUAAGGACUGUUCUCUACGCAUUCCCUCGGGGCAGUUCUGGAUGCUUCUUGGACCUAACGGUUGUGGGAAAUCUACCCUUUUGAAAAUAUUGGCAGGUCUCCUGAAACCUACUGAUGGAUUUGUGUACGUGAAGAAACCUAAGAGUUUUGUUUUUCAAAACCCUGACCAUCAGGUAGUUAUGCCCACAGUAGAAGCUGAUGUGGCAUUUGGUCUCGGUAAAUUCAAUCUACCUCGAGAUGAAAUCAGGUCUAGGGUAGCAAGAGCUCUGGAUGCUGUGGGCAUGCUUGAAUAUUUGCAAAGGCCUGUUCAAACUUUAAGUGGUGGUCAAAAACAAAGGGUAGCUAUUGCUGGUGCUUUGUCAGAAGCAUGCAAAGUAUUGCUACUCGAUGAGCUCACAACAUUUUUGGAUGAAAGUGAUCAGAUUGGGGUGAUAAAUGCAGUGAAGAAGUCUCUAGAGAAUUCAAAAGAUGUUACAGCACUGUGGGUGACCCAUCGCUUGGAAGAACUAGAGCAUGCAGAUGGUGCUGUUUAUAUGGAAGAUGGGAGAGUAGUCAUGCUUGGUGAUCCUUCAAGCAUAAUGGGUUUCAUUAGUUCCAGGCUGACCUCUUAUAUUGACCAAAUAAAUUCUUAAUGACUUCUUUUGUUUUUCAUUUUGCACUAUGAAUUCAGAGGCUGGCAUGUGCAUGAUGGUUAAUUUUACAAGCGCAAUUGCACCAUUUCCUUUCAUGAA
This is a messenger RNA of Diospyros lotus (date-plum), 987 nucleotides long. Its product is annotated as ABC transporter I family member 10. The record is from RefSeq and is a predicted model, not a curated record. Bases 82 to 888 code for a protein of 268 amino acids. Gene Ontology annotation, molecular function: ATP binding; ATP hydrolysis activity. The transcript has 6 exons. Lineage: Eukaryota; Viridiplantae; Streptophyta; Magnoliopsida; Ericales; Ebenaceae. Gene Ontology annotation, biological process: transmembrane transport. Gene Ontology annotation, cellular component: chloroplast envelope; membrane.